CCGUAAUUCUUUUUAAUUUCAUAACGUCACAAUCGCCAAUUAUGAAGCUCUUCGUAGUGUGGACGCUGGUCUUGGUGCUGGGAAAUCUGGGAGCCGGCAGGCAGUCACUAGCCGACGGAGGGGGCUCCAAGGGGCUCCCGCAGGACGGGGCGGCCUCCCUUACCCUGGAAAAGACCGAUAUGGACCCAUGCCGAAAACAAGACGAGGGGGGACUCAAAGAGUUACCCAAAGUCUAUGAUCUAACGAGCAUGAAGCCAAGCUUGGAAAAUGGCACUCAUGACACCAUCAAGACCGUGGAAAGAAGAGUCAUUAACAAUACAGACGAGGCGGGGCAUUUAACAGGAAACAAGACAGUCGUUGAAAAGACGACAGAGACUGACGUACAGCCCAACCGAAAUGUAUCAAAGACUACGGAAGCACAAGUCGUUGUUGAUGAGAAAGGUAAAGAAAGUGGCGAAAAACAUGUCACAGAGAGCGAAACGGUGACGCAAAGCACUCCAGACAACGGAACCUUAACACAGACGGUGGACGUGAAAACUGUAACGGACGAAAAGGGCAAUGAAAUAAACGAGGAGGUUGUUAUAAAGAAGGAAGCAACAGUACUUACUAAUGACACUAAAGAAAAGCCGAAGGACGAUAAAGCUGCAACUCUUCUUCUUCCGAAGGAUGACCAAGGUAAAACAAAACAGAAACUACAGAAAUAACAGAGGAAAGAAAGGAGACUCUGCCCGACAAUACAACGCAUGAAGUCUUAGUAAAAGAGAAAGAAGAAAUAUUGCCUUCACAGAACAGCACUAAAGUGACAUCUGUGGAGACGAAGAAUAUUACAGAGAAGGGUGAUGGACUUCAGAAGACAGAAAUAACAGAGGAAAGAAAAGAUUCUGCCCAGCAAUAUAACGAAUGAAGAUGUAUUGAAAGAAGAAAUAUUGCCUUCACAGAACAGCACUAAAGUGACAUCUGUGGAGACGAAGAAUAUUACAGAGAAAGGUGAUGGGCUUCAGAAGACAGAAAUAACAGAGGAAAGAAAAGAGAUUCUGCCCAGCAAUAUAACGAAUGAAGAUGUAUUGAAAGAAGAAAUAUUGCCUUCACAGAACAGCACUAAAGUGACAUCUGUGGAGACGAAGAAUAUUACAGAGAUGGGUGAUGGGCUUCAGAAGACAGAAAUAACAGAGGAAAGAAAGAGAUUCUGCCCAGCAAUAUAACGAAUGAAGAUGUAUUGAAAGAAGAAAUAUUGCCUUCACAGAACAGCACUACAGUGACAUCUGUGGAGACGAAGAAUAUUACAGAGAAGGGUGAUGGGCUUCUGAGGGCAGAACAAACAAAGGAAAGAAAGGAGACUCUGCCCGACAAUACAACGCAUGAAAUUGUAGUUAAAGAGAAAGAAGAAAAAUUACCUUCACAGGAUAGCACUAACGAGACAUCCGUGGAAAGUAAGAAUGUUACAUAUAAGGGCGAUGGAAAAGAUGUCGAGAAAGAAACUGUAAUUCAAAAAGAAGUCGAAAAGAAUGUGUGUAAUGGCGACAUCAAGGAGGUUCGUGACGAAGGACAUCUUAACGAAACAGCUGAAGACCUGAAGCACCAAGUUAGCGACGUGAAGAACAAGAUUGAGGAAGAAAAGGCAAAGGCUGAGGAAACAAGUCCUACGCCGACCCAAUGGAUAGAACAAAAACCAGUUGCCGCCCCUGUCAUCCAAGAAGGCAAGGUCGUUAGAAAGGUAGUCCCUGCUGUGAGGCCAAUGAAGGUCGUUAGAAAGGUAGUCCCUGCUAUGAGGCCAAUGAGGGUCGUUAGAAAGGUAGUCCCUGUUAUGAGGCCAAUGAGGGUCGUUAGAAAGGUAGUCCCUGUUAUGAGGCCAAUGAGGGUCGUUAGAAAGGUAGUCCCUGUUAUGAGGCCAAUGAGGGUCGUUAGAAAGGUAGUCCCUGCUGUGAGGCCAAUGAAGGUCGUUAGAAAGGUAGUCCCUGUUAUGAGGCCAAUGAAGGUCGUUAGAAAGGUAGUCCCUGUUAUGAGGCCAAUGAGGGUCGUUAGAAAGGUAGUCCCUGCUGUGAGGCCAAUGAAGGUCGUUAGAAAGGUAGUCCCUGUUAUGAGGCCAAUGAGGGUCGUUAGAAAGGUAGUCCCUGCUGUGAGGCCAAUGAAGGUCGUUAGAAAGGUAGUCCCUGUUAUGAGGCCAAUGAAGGUCGUUAGAAAGGGUGUGCCCUCGGUGAGACAAGGAAAAGUCUUCGUUGUGCAUCGAGUUGUUGAAUACGUCACCCCUUCGGUGGUAACAAAAAGAUUCCCCGUUGUGACACAGAAGAAGGUUCUUGCAAAGGUUCCCCCUACGGUGACAGAAGGAAACAUCCCCGUUGUUACAGAAAAGAAAGUUACUGAGAAUCUUAUCCCCUCUGUGACAGAAGGAAAAGUGCCGGUUGUGACAACUGAGAAGGUUGCUGAGCAGGCUGCCCCUUCGGCAACAGAAGAGAUCGUCAGUGUCCCCAAGGAGCAAGAAAAUGUCCCUGUCAUGACAGAAAAAGAGGUUGAGAAUCUUAUCCCCUCUGUGACAGAAGGAAAAGUACCGGUAGUCCCUCAACAGGAGAUUGUUGACAAGGUUGCCCCUUCGGCGACAGAAGAGAUCGUCAGUGUCCCCAAGAUGCAAGAAAAUGUCCCUGUCGUAACAGAAGAAAAGGCUGAGAAUCUUAUCCCCUCUGUGACAGAAGGAAAAGUUCCGGUUGCGACAACAGAGAAGGUUGCUGAGCAGGCUGCCCCUUCGGCAACAGAAGAGAUCGUCAGUGUCCCCAAGAUGCAAGAAAAUGUCUCUGUCGUAACAGAAGAAAAGGCUGAGAAUCUUAUCCCCUCUGUGACAGAAGGAAAAGUUCCGGUUGCGACAACAGAGAAGGUUGCUGAGCAGGCUGCCCCUUCGGCAACAGAAGAGAUCGUCAGUGUCCCCAAGAUGCAAGAAAAUGUCCCUGUCGUAACAGAAGAAAAGGCUGAGAAUCUUAUCCCCUCUGUGACAGAAGGAAAAGUUCCGGUUGCGACAACAGAGAAGGUUGCUGAGCAGGCUGCCCCUUCGGCGACAGAAGAGAUCGUCAGUGUCCCCAAGAUGCAAGAAAAUGUCCCUGUCGUAACAGAAGAAAAGGCUGAGAAUCUUAUCCCCUCUGUGACAGAAGGAAAAGUUCCGGUUGCGACAACAGAGAAGGUUGCUGAGCAGGCUGCCCCUUCGGCAACAGAAGAGAUCGUCAGUGUCCCCAAGAUGCAAGAAAAUGUCCCUGUCGUAACAGAAGAAAAGGCUGAGAAUCUUAUCCCCUCUGUGACAGAAGGAAAAGUUCCGGUUGCGACAACAGAGAAGGUUGCUGAGCAGGCUGCCCCUUCGGCAACAGAAGAGAUCGUCAGUGUCCCCAAGAUGCAAGAAAAUGUCCCUGUCGUAACAGAAGAAAAGGCUGAGAAUCUUAUCCCCUCUGUGACAGAAGGAAAAGUUCCGGUUGCGACAACAGAGAAGGUUGCUGAGCAGGCUGCCCCUUCGGCAACAGAAGAGAUCGUCAGUGUCCCCAAGAUGCAAGAAAAUGUCCCUGUCGUAACAGAAGAAAAGGCUGAGAAUCUUAUCCCCUCUGUGACAGAAGGAAAAGUGCCGGUAGUCCCUCAACAGGAGAUUGUUGACAAGGUUGCCCCUUCGGCGACAGAAGAAAAAGUUCCUGUUGUGGUAAAAGAGAAAGUCAUUGAACAGGCUGCCCCACAAGAAAGGGUUAUUGAAAAGGUUCCCCCUGCGGCGACAGAAGAAAAAGUUCCUGUCGCGGUCAAAGAGAAAGUUAGUGAACAGGCAGCCCCUUCGGGGACAGAAGAGAUUGUCACUGUUCCCAAAGAGCAAGAACAAGUCCCUGUUGUAACAGAGGAAAAGGUCGUUGAAUAGGUUGCCCCCUCCGUAACAGAGGAAA
Molecule: messenger RNA, 3899 nt
Organism: Eriocheir sinensis (Chinese mitten crab)
Lineage: Eukaryota; Metazoa; Arthropoda; Malacostraca; Decapoda; Varunidae
Product: titin-like
Exons: 3
Coding region: 1736-3874 (712 amino acids)
Source: RefSeq, a predicted model, not a curated record